AUGUUCCUCUGGCCCCUCGCAAAACAGCGACUUCUCACUAAUGUGGAGAGAAGGAGGCGCCACCUGACGAUUGAUACUACUUGCGGUUUGUGCUCCCAUGCGGAAGAAACAACGUUGCACGUCGUCCGUGACUACACUUUGGCCGCCGCUAUUUGGAGAAAAUUGUUGUCGGGGAAGUUCCACGCCACUUUCUUUGCACAACAAUUGGUCCUGUGGGUGUCUUCGAACCUUUUGCCGGGGUCUGAUAUUGGGGAAACUAACUGGGACCGUACUUUUGGGGUUGUGGUGUGGAAACUUUGGAAGUGGAGGAACGAACUCUCUUUCAGGGGCGGGCUAGGGAUAAAGAAAGCGGUUAAGGUGCACUAUGCGUUUCGUGAAGAGAAUUUCGCAGCCGAUUAUUUGGCUUCAUUAGCGACGGAAGGAGCCUUAGGGUAUCACUUCUUUCAUGACCCGCUCGGUUUGGCUGUGGUUGUCCCAUGA
Messenger RNA from Striga hermonthica, 480 nucleotides. NCBI's taxonomy places the organism in Eukaryota, Viridiplantae, Streptophyta, Magnoliopsida, Lamiales, Orobanchaceae. The record is from the annotation of a GenBank genome assembly.